Quercus robur (English oak) is the source of this 1439-nucleotide messenger RNA. RefSeq names its product probable glycosyltransferase At5g11130. The transcript has a single exon. Bases 142 to 1194 code for a protein of 350 amino acids. The record is from RefSeq and is a predicted model, not a curated record. NCBI's taxonomy places the organism in Eukaryota, Viridiplantae, Streptophyta, Magnoliopsida, Fagales, Fagaceae. Gene Ontology annotation, molecular function: glycosyltransferase activity.
AAUCCAAACCACACUUUAGUCUUCAACCUCUUAAAACUCCUCUUUGUUCCAUCUUCCAAGUCAACCGUCUCAACUUGAUCUCAAAGGCUGAGUAUUCAAUCAAACUAGCCUUAAGGUUUUGUUUGUUUGAUCAUUCAAAAAAUGUCCACCACCUACUUCUCCCUCCUCCUCCUCUUCCUCUGCCUCUCUCUCUUCACCUCCCUUACCACCACCAUCCACUCCAAACCACUCACCUCACCGUACCUCUCAUCCACCACACUCUUCCCCAAUUACCAAAAAAUGCUCAAAUCUUUCAAAAUCUUCAUCUACAAACCAAACGAGGCCUUAACUUUCAACUCCCCAGCUGAAUCACUCUUCUACUCGUCUCUUCAAAACUGCCCUUUCGUCACUCAAAACCCCGAAGAAGCUCACCUCUUCUUCGUCCCUUUCCGCUCCACUAUCUCCAUGCGCUCCAUCGGGCGUGUCGUCAAACGCCACAGAGAAGAGCUCCCAUAUUGGAACCGAACUCUCGGCGCCGACCAUUUCUACCUCUCGUGUGCCGGUUUGGGCUACGAAUCGGACCGAAAUCUCGUCGAGUUGAAGAAAAACUCGGUCCAGAUCACUUGCUUCCCUGCCUCUCAGGGCAAGUUUGUCCCUCACAAAGACAUAGCUCUACCUCCAGUUUCAACCUCCCACGCGCCUCACGCGCCGGAAAACAAAACCACGAAGUUUCUCGGUUAUUUCAGACAAGUGAAACUGAAAGAGUCAAGCUUGAUAAAUGAGUUGGUCAACGAUCCCAACUUUCUGAUAGAAUCUGAGCCGUCAGAUCAGCUGACCUAUACGAUGAGACUAGCGAGCAGUAAAUUUUGUUUGUUUGAAUAUGGAGGCGACGUUUCGGGAAUAGGUGAGGCCUUGAGUUUUGGGUGCGUGCCAGUGGUGAUUACUGACCGUCCGAUUCAGGACCUGCCGUUCAUGGACGUGCUGAGGUGGCAGGAGAUCGUGGUGUUCGUGAAUAACAACGGUGGGGCCAAGGAGCUGAAGCGUGCGUUGGGUGACACGGGGGGCAAACGGUAUGAGCAAAUGAAGGGGCUGGGCGUAAAAGCGAGUCAACACUUUGUGUGGAACGAGCUGCCACAGCCGUUGGAUUCGUUUCACACGGUGAUGUAUCAGCUGUGGCUGAGACGGCAUACCAUCAGAUACGCACGGUGGGGUUAGGGAACUGUGGGUCCUAACUUGGCUUGUACGUGGCCCUACUAUGAUUGUUAUAUAAUUGUUGUUGACUUGACUUCCAUGGUGGAGAAUUGGAGAUCACUUCAACCUUUUUUUUUUUUUUUUUUUUUUAAGCAAAAUGUAAUACUUAUUACAACAAAAUGUAGGGUUUGGGAUCUGUGGGUCCUAACUUGAUGUGUACGUGGCCCCACUAUGAUUGUUAUAUAAUUGUUGUUGACUUGACUUCCGUA